Messenger RNA from Effrenium voratum, 2580 nucleotides. The record is from the annotation of a GenBank genome assembly. Lineage: Eukaryota; Dinophyceae; Suessiales; Symbiodiniaceae.
AUGGCGGAAGCUGCCGCCUUCACGGGCUUCGCGCACUCGCUCUGGUCAUACAAUCGGGAGAACUGGCAAUGGGACUGGCAGGUCAAGCAGGCGAGCCAGUUCCAGCGCCAGAACAUGGCGGUUGCGCGGUACAGCCUCUUCCGGGAAGAUAUUCGGGACUUGGCGGCCUUGACAGUGAACAAGAUGGACAGCUACCUCAUCGUGAACACGCUGAAGUUGGGCUUUAUCGUCACGAUUUUCUUCAAUUUUGACCGGACUGAUGGGCCCCAACGCCAGUGCUACAUGGAGCGUCAGGUGACACUGUUGUUCUCGGUGUGCUUUCUGACCUCCUUCCUGUUUCUGCUGAUCUCCAUUUGGCUCUCGAUGCACGCCUCCAUCGUGGCGCAGUCCUUUACCACCAAGAUGUUGCUGCAGGCGGCCCGGAUCCCCGUGGCCACUGACGAGGAGAUCGGCGCCGCAGCGCCGUCAGCCAAGGACUACGAAUCCAACUUCGAGGGAGCUUUCCGUUUGCCACUGGCAAGCGAGGCCUCUAGGGGCGGCGCCCGGCGUUCCCCGGUGCCGUGGGCGCCCCCGCCGUCUCCGUGGCACGUGAGCGACGUGCGCGCGGGGAACGAGGACCUGGAUGCCAAUCCGCACUUGAAGUUCUAUUCACUGAUGAUGCGGAAUUGGCAGACCUUCGACCUCUACAGCAAAGUCUGCAUGUCCAUUGGGACCAGCACCCUGCUCUCAGGCAUCGCUUACUAUUCCACCUACUUCAGCCGCAGCAAUAUGGAGGGUGAAAACUUGGAUCCCUUCGCUUCGGGAUGGUUUACCUAUGCUUUCAUGUCCGUCCUGGCGUGGUGGUCCGUGACCAUUGAUGUAGUGCUCAAGCGGCCGGAGCAUGCUAUGUGGGCUGCAGUUUCGUUGUGCGGACCCGCAACGGCAGCCGUCGCGAUUGUCACCCACAUGCGGAACUUGAUGCCCUUCGCGGCGCUGCUGCAGGGCUGCUGGGUCUGGAUGCUUUGCGCCUCCGCGCUGGCGCUGCGCCACGGGCUGCCCAGGAAGUGGCGCGCCUCCCUGUACAUCGACAUUCUGAACCCCUACUCGGACUCCUCCGGUGGCCCGGCGGGGCUCCUGGCUCCCUCCAGCCGCUUCGCGGAGGCGCCCAUGCCUGCGGCGGCCAAGGCGGCGGAGCAGCUGGUUCACUGCCUUGAGGCUUUGGAACGGCAGUUGGGCGAACGUCUGGAGGAGGAGGCCAUAAGCCAGAUGCACGACUGCAGAAGUCGAUUAGUGGAAGCCUUGGUGCAGGUUGGCUGGACGGAAGGAAAGGGCAAGGGAGGCGGCAAACAAGGCGAUGGCAAGGGCGAUGGCAAGGGCGAUGGCAAGGGGGGCGCCAUCCGCCGCGCGCAGACCGAAGGGUCGGCGUCUUUCAGAGGAUACAGCGUGCCGGGGCUCCAGGAGCAUGGCUUCUGGUUCUCGCUGAGCGAAGGAUCGCAAAAGAUUUGGGUAAACCUGGGGGUUGGCAAUGGCAAUGUUCUCAACGAGGCUGCGCAUGCCCCACCCGGCGUGAAGCGACGAAGCCAUGAGACCAGCCUGGGUGAGUUGAUGGAGACCUCCGCAGUGCUCUUGCGGGCCCUGCGCCCGCGCAGCGCCAGGUGGACCUCGCGGGACGCGGUGAACCUGGCGGCCUACGGCGGGCAGCGGGACGCCGCCGCCAAUUUGAAGGCGUUUGAAGCUCAGUUCCGCACCAAGGGCCAGGCCGCCAAGAGCUCCAUGGGCGACUCGGCCCGGCGCUUCUUCCAGGCCUCCGCCACAGUGGUGAGCGUGGCGUGGCUCAUGGCACCUGUCACAUCCGUGGCCAUCAACCUCAGCAACGGGAGCCACGUGCCGCCACUGCCACCGCCAGCUCCGAUGAAUGCCACUGGCGCCGAGCUUCAAGGCAGGAUGAAGCUGCGGAAGGUGGCAGAGGUGGCAAUGCCGAGGCCGUGGCUGGUUCCAUCCUCCAUCAGCUGCAGCCAGGGCCGCUUCGCAGUGUCUGAUGGGGUGCGCGCCUUCGUGACUGAGGAAGCCAACGUCUCCGAGUGGAGGGGUCCGCUGUCGUGUGGCGCCGCCAUCUCUGCAGUGGCUCUUUCCCCGAGCGGCGACCUCUUUGCGGCCAGCGAGGACGACUGCUGCCACGCCUGGCCCCUGACCUGCGAAAGGAUCCGCCAGACCCGGGGCUCCGGAGGCUCCGGAGGCUUGGGCCAGCUCAGUGCUUUGGCGCUGGGCACUACGCAGGGCGUGGGCGUUUGGCGGCGGCAACUGGUCAUGUUGGAGCCCGAGAAGUCUGGGUGGCAGGUGGCGGGCGCGCUGCCGGCCCCAGCGCGCGAUGACGAUUGGCUGGCAGUGGGCAUCAACGACGACGAGGUGUUGGCCUUGACGCGGCAGGAGGUGUACCGCUACAGCUUCAGCAGGAGGAGCUGGCAUAGCCGAGACCUUCCAAUGGUUAGCGGCUGGCGAUGGCAAGGCCUGUGCGCCAGCCGCCGAUGGACGUUCCUGGCGCUGGCCAAUGCCAGUGUGGCGUUGUGGCAGCUUGAAGAUCCGGAGUAUUUGCAGAUCUGA